Phlebotomus papatasi is the source of this 2859-nucleotide messenger RNA. RefSeq names its product probable RNA-binding protein 19. Gene Ontology annotation, cellular component: ribonucleoprotein complex; nucleus; cytoplasm. The transcript is spliced from 2 exons. Gene Ontology annotation, molecular function: mRNA binding. The record is from RefSeq and is a predicted model, not a curated record. Bases 121 to 2805 code for a protein of 894 amino acids. NCBI's taxonomy places the organism in Eukaryota, Metazoa, Arthropoda, Insecta, Diptera, Psychodidae.
GCAAUAUUUGUGAAAUUGUACGAAAGACCAAAAACUCAAAACAGUCCACAGCACGUGGGAUGUUCAAUGAGAUAAAAAACAUUGCAAUUUUCCGUGAAAAUCUAAUAAAAAACAGUUUAAAUGUCGAGAUUAAUUGUGAAAAACCUUCCGAAAAAGAUUGAUGACCAACGCAUCCGGGAGUUAUUUGGUCAGAAGGGAAGAAUAACUGAUGUCCAGCUCAAGUACACAAAAGAAGGUGUCUUUCGGAAAUUUUGCUUCGUCGGCUAUGAGACAGAUGCUGAAGCUCAAGAUGCCCUGAAUUAUUUCAACAGAUCCUUCGUGGACACCUCAAGAAUCACCGUUGAAUUGUGUGCUCCUCUUGGGGAAGUGCCAAAGAUCAAGAGACGAGAGGAGAAAUUGCGAGAUGAGAAAAUUCGAGGUAAGAAGGAAAAGAAGAAAAAAUCAUCAAAUAAAACCAGAGAGGAAGAAAUCACCAAGGAACACGAAGAUGAUCCGGAAUUUAAGGAGUUUUUGAAAGUACACAAAAUUGGGAUGAAGAGUGUCUGGGACAAUGACACGAGUAUCGUGAAUGGAGUGAAUCGAGAGAAUAUCCAGGAAGGAGAUACAGAGAAGGCUCCUAGAGUCGAGAAGGAAAAGAGUGAAGAUGAGGCAGAGGAAACUGAGGAAAAAAUUGCAGAUAGAGCAAUUAGUGAUUUGGAGUAUAUGAAGAGUUUGAUGCAGAAGCCAGAGAAAAGUGCCGAAAAGACCAAGGUGAAGAAGGAAAAGCCCAAAAAAGAGAAAGAAAUUGAUCUUUUUACUCUGAAAAUCUGCAAUAUUCCUUACAAAAUAAAAAGAGGAGACAUUCAAAAAUUCUUCAAACCACUGAAGCCCAAAUCCGUGAGGAUUCCUAUAAAAGCUUCCGGAUACUGCUUUGUUGGAUUCACUGACAAAAAGGAUUUCACUAAAGCCAUGUCGAAGCACAAGAGUUUUCUCAAAGAAAAUCAAGUUACCAUUGUGGAUGUUACAGAAAACAGCCGACAGACGCUGAAAAAGAAACUUGGGCUAAUCAGUGAGGAAGAGGAUACUAAGACGAAUGGGCUGAAUGUAAAGUGGCAGAAGCAAAAAGAGAGCCUGGCAAAUGAAGAAGCAAUUUCUGAAUCUGGAAAAAUUUUCUUCCGGAACCUCACAUAUUCUGUCACCGAAGAAGACCUUCAGAAACUCUUUGAGACCUAUGGGCCAGUAGCAGAAAUUGAUCUACCCGUGGACAGUAAUACGAGAAAGAUCAAAGGAUUUGGUACAGUGACUUUUAUGCUGCCGGAACAUGCUAUUUUGGCCUUCAAUGAGCUCGAUGGAAGAAUAUUCCAUGGACGAAUGUUGCAUUUGCUGCCAGCAAAGGCAGAAAAAGAGAAAUCUGAGGCAGAUGAUCAGGAUACAAACAUAGGAUCGUACAAGAAGAAGAAGGAGUUGCAGUUGAAGAAGACAGCUGGACUGUCACAUAACUGGAAUACGCUAUUCCUGGGAGCAAAUGCCGUAGCAGAAAUCUUAGCUAAGAACUACAGCACGUCAAAGGAACAUAUUCUGGAUUCCGAAACUGGAGGAUCCAGUGCAGCUGUCCGAUUAGCCCUGGGCGAGACACAGAUCGUGAGUGAACUUAGAAAAUUCCUAGAAGACAAUUCAGUGCGUCUGGAGGCAUUUGACGAAGCCCAAGGGAAGAAGAAACGCUCAAAAACUGUCAUUCUAGCCAAAAAUCUUCCAGCUCACACCGAAGCCAAGGAACUCCAGGACAUUUUCAGUAAGUUUGGCAUCUUAGGUCGUAUUGUCCUUCCUCCCAGCGGAGUUACAGCUCUGAUAGAAUUCGUGGAACCAUCGGAAGCUAAAAAAGCCUUUACAAAGUUGGCAUAUACAAAAUUCAAAAAUGCACCUUUGUACCUCGAAUGGGCUCCUGAGAACAUCUUCACUGAAAAAAGUGAAAAGCCUCCUAUCCAAUCCAAAAGGAAUGAUUCGAAAGAAAUACCCAAAAUAGCCCAAGAAACGAAAGAGGAACAUCCCGAUGAAAAAGAAGAAAGCGAAGAGGAAGAUAUUGAUGCUGAUCCAGAAGCAGAAACUACAAUUUUCCUGAGAAAUUUGAACUUUGCCACAAGAGAAGAUACCCUCAGGAAACACUUUUCUCACCUUCAGCCAAUUCACAUGGUCCAGGUGGCCAUGAAAAAAGAUCCAGAUGAUCCUCAGUCAAAAAUCUCCCUUGGCUAUGGAUUUAUUCAAUUCAAGAGGAAAUCAUCAACUGAUACCGCCCUGAAAACUAUGCAAUUCACCGAAAUUGAUGGAAACAAGGUAGAGCUGAAAAAGAGUGAUCGAGUAUUGAAGUCCCAGGUGAAGUCUACUAAUAAUUCCGAUCGAAAGGAAGUGAAAAAACAAACAGGAAGCAAAAUUUUGGUGAGAAAUAUCCCCUUUCAGGCAAAAGAAUCAGAAGUCAGGGACAUUUUUAAGGCUUUCGGUGAUUUGAGAUCUGUCAGAUUACCCCUCAAAGUCACUCCCGGUGAGAAGACACAUCGAGGCUUCGGAUUUGUGGAUUACUUCAGCAAGAGCGAUGCUAAGAAUGCCUUCAAAAAUCUCUCCCAGAGCACUCACUUGUACGGACGGCGCCUUGUUCUUGAAUGGGCAGCUGCUGAUGAGGAUGUUACUCAAUUGAGAAAGAGGACAGCGGAUCACUUUGUCGAUUCCAGGCAAAAGAAGUACAGCAAAAAAGGAGUUUUCAGCGGAAGUGAAGUCACAGCAUCGAAGAAUCCUGAAAAUUCCGACGAGGAAAUGACCGUUGAUUUUGAAUAAUUUGUAACCCAAUAAAAUAAUUGUCCUUUGUGGAAUCUACUGCGGAUGCUAAAA